AUGACUCCACUAGUCCACGAAAGCAAGCACGUCGCAGUCGCAGUCGACACGCGGGUGGAUGAAGAAACGAAGACGCAAAAAGCGCGGACCGUCUCUGGACCUCUCGUCCGCUCCGUCCCAAGUCUGGAGUGGAGACAACCCCCCGAUCGUGGCCAGCCCACAUGGAUGGGAAACUUGGCAGCUCGAGCUCGGAUUCGUUCGCCGCCCGUCGAUGGUGCGAAGGCUAGCGGAGGGGUUAAAGUUGCUCACCUCCCGUGGCUGGAGCUUGGAUGGGCCCGCCUCCGCCCGCCCUGCCCGCCGUCCGCGAAGGCCCGAGAGCCCCGUGGUCGUCCAUCACCGGUUCCCCGUCUGUCCGUACUCUUUUGCAUCCACUCCGGCCGUCCGAGUCCCCGGAACAUCUCCGUUACCAAGUUCCUGGUCCGGGCCGGAAUUUAG
Messenger RNA from Neurospora tetrasperma FGSC 2508, 435 nucleotides. RefSeq lists its product as uncharacterized. Lineage: Eukaryota; Fungi; Ascomycota; Sordariomycetes; Sordariales; Sordariaceae. The transcript has 3 exons. The record is from RefSeq and is a predicted model, not a curated record. The coding region runs from base 1 to 435 and encodes 144 amino acids.